GAUAGGGUCAGGUCCCAUCAUGGCGGCUGAAGAGGCGGAUGUGGAUAUUGAAGGGGACGUGGUUGCUGCGGCAGCACAGCCCGGAAGCGAUGAAAAUACAGCAUCUAUUUUACAAGAUCACUAUCUUGAUUCAUCCUGGAGAACUGAGAAUGGUCUUAUUCCUUGGACCCUGGAUAACACCAUCAGUGAAGAGAACAGAGCUGUCAUUGAGAAAAUGUUGUUGGAAGAAGAGUAUUAUUUAUCUAAAAAAUCACUUCCAGAAAAAUUCUGGCUUGAUCAAAAGAAAGAUGAUAAAAAAUACAUGAAGAGCCCACAGAAAACAGCAAAAAUCAUGGUACAGUCUCCUACAAAACCAGCCAGUUUCUCAGUAAAGUGGACAAUAGAAGAAAAACAGCUGUUUGAACAAGGGCUGGCUAAAUUUGGCCGAAGGUGGACCAAAAUUGCAAAGCUAAUUGGAAGUCGCACUGUUUUACAAGUGAAGAGUUAUGCCAGACAGUACUUUAAAAAUAAGGUGAAAUUAGAUGGUCUGGAGAAGAAAACACCAAAUCAGAAGAACAGCAGUGAUCGUCAGAUUAAAAGUGAAGAUGAAAGCACAAAGGCAUGGGCACCAUCAAGUUUAAGGGGCCGUGCUGAUCCCAACUUGAAUGCUGUAAAAAUUGAAAAGUUAUCUGAUGAUGAAGAAGUAGACAUCACAGAUGAGGCAGAUGAGAUGACUUCUCAAGCACCCCAGGAGAAUCCUAGCAGUGAUCUCUUAUUAGACAUCCCUAAUAGUAAAAAUUGUGAAACCUACCAAGGAGAAUUUAACACCUCUGACAGUCAGAAAGAUUGCAUUUCUAAAUCUUCCAAAGAAUGUCUUCAGAAUUUAAAGCAUGGUGAGGUGGAAACACUUUCAAGCUCGGCAAUUACAUUUUGGACUGAAAAACAGGGCACCAGUGACCAAAAAUCAGUUGAGUUAAAUGAUCAGAAAUCUAAUAAACUGAUAAAAAGUUGUGAUAAGCAUGAUGGAAAUGGAAUAGUAGAUGAUACCAGGCUGUUGCCUUCUCCAGAGCCUUGUGAAGUUCAGAAAGAUUUGAGUGAUAAUGAAAUGCUUUUUCAUUCCUACUGUCAAAUGGAGGAGGAGCACCAUGAGGAAGAAGAGCUUAAGCCACCAGAGCAGGAAGUAGAAAUAGAUAGAAAUAUUAUUCAAGAAGAAGAAAAACAAGCAAUUCCUGAGUUUUUUGAGGGGCGCCAAGCUAAAACACCAGAACGCUAUUUGAAAAUUAGGAAUUACAUUUUGGAUCAGUGGGAGAUAUGCAAACCGAAAUACUUAAAUAAGACCUCAGUACGUCCUGGCCUGAAGAACUGUGGGGAUGUUAAUUGUAUUGGACGGAUUCAUACAUACCUCGAAUUGAUAGGAGCAAUCAAUUUUGGAUGUGAACAGGCUGUAUAUAACAGGCCACAUCCAGUUGAUAAAGUACGAAUCAAAGACAGAAAAGAUACAGUAGAAGCAUAUCAACUUGCCCAGCGUCUACAGUCCAUGCGCACAAGGAGACGUAGGGUCCGAGACCCAUGGGGAAAUUGGUGUGAUGCAAAAGACUUAGAAGGACAAACAUUUGAGCAUCUCUCUGCCGAGGAGUUGGCAAGAAGAAGAGAAGAGGAAAAAUGCAAACCCAUUAAAUCUUCAAAAGUGCAAAGACCAACAAAAAGCUCAUUUGAUCCCUUCCAACUGAUACCUUGUAAUUUUUUCAGUGAAGAAAAGCAGGAGCCAUUUCAGGUGAAAGUGGCUUCAGAAGCACUUUUAAUAAUGGAUUUGCAUGCCCAUGUAUCUAUGGCAGAAGUGAUUGGUCUGUUAGGAGGAAGAUACUCAGAAGUUGAUAAGAUAGUUGAAGUCUGUGCAGCAGAACCAUGUAACAGCCUGAGUACAGGGCUGCAGUGUGAGAUGGACCCAGUCUCACAGACACAGGCCUCGGAAACCUUGGCUGUGAGAGGCUAUAGUGUUAUCGGAUGGUAUCAUUCUCAUCCGGCCUUUGAUCCUAAUCCUUCCCUACGGGAUAUUGAUACUCAAGCCAAAUACCAGAGUUACUUCUCCAGAGGUGGUGCAAAGUUUAUUGGAAUGAUUGUUAGUCCCUAUAAUCGAAACAAUCCUUUACCUUAUUCCCAGAUUACCUGCCUGGUCAUAAGUGAUGAAAUUAGCCCAGAUGGCUCUUACCGUUUACCUUACAAAUUUGAAGUACAACAGAUGUUAGAAGAACCUGAGUGGGGAUUAGUGUUUGAAAAGACAAGAUGGAUAAUAGAAAAAUACAGACUCUCCCAUAGCAGUGUCCCUAUGGAUAAAAUCUUUCGCCGGGAUUCUGACCUGACUUGUUUGCAGAAACUUUUGGAGUGUCUGAGGAAAACUUUAAGCAAAGUGACAAACCGCUUCACUGCUGAAGAAUUCUUGACUCAAAUAGAAAAUUUAUUUCUUUCCAAUUAUAAAAGCAAGCAGGGGAAUGGAGUAGCGGAAGAGAACUGUACUGUGGGUUCAAAGGAAUUGUUACUGUAAUAAUUUAAAGACAUUUUAAUCUUGAUAACAGUAGAUCCUGCUGUCACUAAUAGCCUUGAAAUUAUUGUAAUUUAGUAGUAGCACAGCUUUGAUAAUUUUUCUCUAGUUCACAAAAUCUGCACUUUGCCACAUAAAUCAUGUGACAAAAAAGAGAUAGGGAUGUGUUUCCAUAUAGUGAUUAUCAGAGUGUCAUGUAAACUGGGGUCUGCCAGAGCACUCCAGUCCUGCGCGCAGUGGCCAGGAAGCAGCGCAGCAGAGCCUGAAGGACUGCCCGCUUUGCUGUUGUAUUCAGGUUGAUAAGUGAAAUCUGUCUCUAAUUUUUAUUUCUCUCCCAACUAGUCAUUCCAUUUUUUCUAUCUCAUGUCUUAUUAGGAGCACUCCAUCCUUUUCUUGUGUUUUGGUGAGAUGUGUUUAUUGUUGCAAAUGAGAUACGGAUGGGUGGUCACUAAGGUAAUUAACAUGGCUGAACACUACUGACUUAAUAAAUCUAACAACAUGCUGUGUGAGGUCAGUGGGGAGGCAUAAGGAGAAAAUCUUAAAAACAGAGAGGAGACCCAAAUGAGAGAAUCAAAUUGCCGUUUUUUAAAUCAUAGAUAUUUGCUUCCAUUUUAUUUUAUAUCAGUACUAUAGGAUAUGCCAUUUUCUCAUCUAUCUGAAGCAUUUUGUAUGGAUUUCAGAUACAUAAAAUAAUUAGCUUCAACUGUAUGCCCAUUUACAUUAGUGUGUAUAUGAUAAAAUCUCAUUUAACUGCAACACAGAUAAUCAGCACCCUCAAACUAGAUUUCUUUCUACUACCUGCUAUCAGUAGAAAGAGGCGCAAAUUGCAAUAAAGCUUAAAGAAGAGAUUUAAUUUUAAAAAGAAAAAAGCCUUCCACAAUAUAUUACUUAUGCAGCCCAGUUUCAUAUACUUUCUAAAUCUAGAACAGAGGUCAGCAAACUUUGUGUAAAGGGGCUAUUAAUCAGUUACAUAGGCUUUGCAGGACAUAUACUCUAUCAGACACUUUUUAUAUUUCUUUUACAAUCCUUUAACAAUGUAAAAUCAUUCUUAACUCAUAAGCUUCACAAAAAACAUUGCUGGCCGCUAUCUUCCAACCCCUACUCUAGAGAUUUGCAAAUAAUUAGAAUUUCUCUUCAGAUGCAUGAGCCUGAGAUACUGAAAGAUAUUUCAUCAUUUUCAAACAACAAAACUAAAAUUUGUGCUUUAUUACAUUUAGGUACAUUGUCAAAUAAAACUUAAUUAUGCUGCCUGAUUUAUCCUAAUAGAUUGUAGUUUAUUUCUGUUAACCACUGAAUUAAUUUAUACCCAUUCUCCAGGCAUUCUUACUAGUAACAGGUUUAUUACAUCUAAUUUGGGUAUGAUUCUGUAUUUUUACCUUUUUUGGUGUGAAUCAGUAGCCAAGUAAGAACAUGGCAGUAUUGGAAGGCUUAGUGCGCCACUUUUAAAUGACCUGGGUCUUGGACUCAACCUUGUGACUUUGGGGGAUAAGCUACCUUCUUUGGACCUAAAUCUUGUGUCUCUGGUGUCUCAGUUAUCUUUCUAGCAUCCUUCUAGGUCUGAAGUCUUACAUUUCAUUCUAAUUGUUGGACCACUCACCUGGAACUUUAUAUUUUGAGAUGGUACAGUUCCCAAAUUAGCAAAUGUUUUUAAAGAAAACUGGUAGUAUUUUCCAUUUCUUUGUAUACGUUUAGGAUAAACAAUGAAACAUAACUUAGAAAGCAAUUACUUUUGGGACCAGGGCUGUGAGAGAUCUAGAUCAAAAAUCAGGAAACCUGAGAGUUCUUACCCUAAUUCUGUUAGCAGCUUUGCUGUGUGACAGUGAUAAAAAUCACAUAACCUGGAUCUAGACCUCAGACUCUUCAUCUGUAAUUCGAUGGUCUAAAUUUUGAUUUAGUGUUUCUUUCCAAGUACAGAAAAUCUUUGAUUCUGUAAAAGAUUUUGUAAUUCAUUUCCUUGUACUCAUCCUUUUGACAUAUUUUCCUCAUUAUUCAUUGGGAACAGAGCCUAGAAAAUGUCAUUAACUAGCUUUUGUGAUGGAAAUUGCCCUAUAAUAUUGAUAAAUUUGAAUAAUGGAAAAUAGUGGACAUUGUUAGGAGUUCUGUUCUUAAAUCUGGGUCCUCCGCAUGCCAGUGGUUAACUAUAUUUACUAAGCCAUACUCUGAGCAGCUCAAAGGUGAUAACCCUCAGUUUAAAGCUUUAAGAGCACAAUUUUCAAAAUAAAAUGUUUUUUAAAAACAGAAGCAUAAAAAUAUCUCAGUCCUACUAUCUAGAAAACCAUGGUUAAUGUUUUAGUAUAAAUCUUUCCCCCCUGUAAUUUUAGGACAUUAAAAGCUGUGAUAUCCCUGCUCCCCAUUCAUUCUCUCUGCUUCCUUUUUUUCUCUUAGCAUAUUAAAACAUCUUUGCAACUUCAGGUGCCCACAUUCCUGUCACUGCCAACCUUGAGCUGUUGAGGGUAGUUGAAAAGGUAGGUCCUAGGGAGAACACACAGGAAGUCUGAAACUGCAUGGCAGUGUGGUACAGGAAGUUCAGGAGGCAAGGUCUCACAGGGAAACCUCCCUCUAGUAAUGCUUACAGUAUUGGAGAUAGGAAAAUCUAAUCCUAAAAUAACAUUCAAAACAGGAAAAAUCAGUGGAAUAGGAUCAGCAAAAUCAGACUCUCCUUCCCUCUCUGUUCUUCUAGCGUUGGCCUGUUGGCCCAGUGUUCACAGCUGCAUUAUAACAUUCAUGGGCAUUAGAUACUUUUGCCUUCUUGGGCCUCUUCUUCCAUUAAAAAUUAAUAUAACUGCAUUUGUAUAAAAUGAGUAUUUUUAUACACACACACACACACACACGUAUAUAUAUAUCAUCAAUCUAAAAGGUUUUUUUUCCUUUGAAUUUCAAAGAAUUUAAAGCAUUUUCAUGGGCCUGAGGCAUGGUGCCUAAUUAGAUAAGUUGACCCUGAAGGCUGUCCUUAGAGAAGUGGCAGUCAGUGUCCCUAACCCCUGUUUAUGUAAAACCCAUCUCAUAAACUGUAGUGUAGCUUUGCCUCCCAGCCAAGAGCAUUAGAGUUCCCGCGGCUUUAGAUCUAUAGAUGAACAUAGUUCUUAAAACUCGGGAGUAUUGCUGGGACCAUUCAUCCUAAAAAAAAAAAAAAAAAGAUAGGCAGCAGUAGUUAGUUUUAAUUUUCAGGUGGACAUUUUUGUUCUGAUCCUUAGUCUAUAGUUGCAAAACUCAUCCACCUAGUCUACCAUUUUUUUCUCCCUUCAUUUCCCUCAAGCCCUUUCUUCAUCUCCACUCGCUCUACUUCUUGCCUGUCGACAUGUAAGUAUGAGGUCAUUCAUUCUCUCAUUUGUUGAAAGUAGAACCUGAAGACUAGAAAUGAACAGACCCCCAGAAGCAUGCUGCCCCAGCCUUCUUUCUCUAAUUUUCCUCCCCCGCAGGAGUGGGGUGAGGUCUAUGAUGUGCAGACUGUAAGCAGGUUCAGAACCUCUAUAGCUCUCUGGGCAGCAGAAGAGACUGCCCUCAAAGUGCCAGCUUGAGCAGCUUCCUGCUCUUCAGUGUAUCUCCUUCCUGUGUAUCUUGCUGGGUCCUAACAAGGUGAGCUGUAGGACCUGAAGGAACUGAGAGUCGGGAUGCCCUAGGAUUGGUCCUAUGUCCUGUACCUGCAGAAGAGCCAUAUGACACCUGAACACCUGAAAUGUAGCUCUCUGUCCUCAAGUCAUCAGCAGAUAACCAGUUGAUGGAUUUCUCAGUAGGAACUAAGUCAGGAUACCUGAUUUUUAUUUUUAUUUUUAUUUUUUUAAAUUUACACCUUCUAGCAGUAACUGGAGACUAGAGUCACAUUAUGGCAGUUAGGAAAAUUUACUUAAGCACAAAGAAAAAAGCACAUUUUAUCUUUUCUUCCAUCAAGGAUUUAAUACUGUACAAAUUGAACAAAUUUGAUCUGCAUUUCCAAUUUACCAGUAGUUCAGUAAUUUCCUUACUAAUUCCAGAUUUUGCAAUAUUUCCAGAAGGUCACUGUGAAAAAUAAUGUUACAUACUUAAUUCCUGACCUUUUCUUAAAUGUUUUUAGGUAUGCUGUUUCCCCACACCAUUCUCUCUCUCUCUCUCUCUCUCUCUCUCUCUCUCUUGCUCUCUCUCUGUCUUCCCUCCACCCCCCAUUUAAACGGUAAAUUGUGCUUUCUGGUAUUUUUCUAACCUUUUAAGUCACCUUAAAUCUUUUCUGGAACAAGAUAGAAGUAUGGUUCCCCUUAGUCCCAAUUAAUUAACUCAUGAUGUCUUCUUGUUUUUAUUUUCUUCCUUUGGAUAUAUUUAUGAAUAUAUUCAUAAGGACUGUAAUUUCAGGGGAAAAUGCCUGAUUUGCUAUCUUUGAGGUUUCCUAAAGUAGCCUCUUAGGAAUUAAGAAGGAUGUUAAGUAUGAUUUCAUAGUUUGUAUUUCUGUUUCAUGAGAUACAAAAGAAUAUUUGUUUCAACCUAUUAAUUGUAAAAUAAUAUUUAGAUCCCAGCAUGAUUUAAGUAGAUUACUUACAUA
Molecule: messenger RNA, 7028 nt
Organism: Pteronotus mesoamericanus
Lineage: Eukaryota; Metazoa; Chordata; Mammalia; Chiroptera; Mormoopidae
Gene: MYSM1
Product: Myb like, SWIRM and MPN domains 1
Exons: 20
Coding region: 20-2521 (833 amino acids)
Molecular function (GO): protein binding; metallopeptidase activity
Source: RefSeq, a predicted model, not a curated record